Messenger RNA from Colletotrichum gloeosporioides, 1743 nucleotides. Its product is annotated as Mitochondrial distribution and morphology protein 34. Gene Ontology annotation, biological process: phospholipid transport; mitochondrion organization. The record is from RefSeq and is a predicted model, not a curated record. Gene Ontology annotation, molecular function: lipid binding. Lineage: Eukaryota; Fungi; Ascomycota; Sordariomycetes; Glomerellales; Glomerellaceae. The transcript is spliced from 3 exons. Gene Ontology annotation, cellular component: ERMES complex. The coding region runs from base 1 to 1743 and encodes 580 amino acids.
AUGGCCUUCAACUUCAACUGGUCGCCGCUGACGGCCGACGCCGAGUUCUAUCAGCGCGCCCGCGAGAUGCUCACAACCGCCCUGAACAAGUCGCCGAAGCCGCCGAUUAUCGUCGAUGACAUCCUCGUGACCGAGUUCAACUUGGGCUCCGUGCCCCCCGAGCUGGAGAUUCUUGAGAUUGGCGACAUUGCGGAGGAUAGAUUCCGAGGAAUAUUCAAAAUGUGCUAUUCUGGCGACGCCUUCCUGACGUUGAAGACCCGGGUUCAGACGAAGCUCGGUGCCGCGGCUGCGGCAAUGACUUCACCAAUGCCGCACCCCGACAAACACGCACAAAUCCAACCCCGACGCAUCCCCGUUCCAGCGCGAGCAAAUCCACUGAAUACCUACCUAUCUUCUAAGCCAAGCUUCACAUCGCCCCAGCCAUUGGCGGCGGCAUCGGGGUUGACAAUCCCGCUGUCAAUCACCUUGUCCGAGAUCAAGCUCUCGGCUUUCAUCAUCUUGGUGUUUUCCAGGACGAAGGGGCUCACCCUGGUUUUCCGGAAUGACCCGCUAGAAUCGCUUAAGGUCUCCUCGACCUUUGAUUCGAUCCAGUUCGUGCGCGAUUAUCUGCAGCGGACUAUCGAGGCCCAAUUGAGGAAUCUGAUGAUGGACGAGCUCCCCGCCAUCAUUCACCGCCUGUCUCUCCGCCUGUGGUGCCCCGAUGCAGUGCCAAAGGACGAGGAUGCGUCCAAGGAGAACACUGAUGAGACCGUAGUGGACCCCUUGGCUAGCCCCCCAUUAGACCCCGUGGAUGCGAAUGGCAACCUGCUCGAUGCGAACGACGUGUCGUCACUAUCGUUAGAGGGCGGCCCAGAGGUCCAAUCACUAUUCUCGCAGAAGAACCUGCUGAGACUAGCUGCAUUGAACGACUCUCAUCGCACCUGCUCCCUCUUUACGCCGGGUAUCCGCGAUGUGGUUUUCAGGGCUUGGACCAGACCUGCAGCGUCUGAACCAAACAGUACCCCACCAACCGCGACCCCUAGCUUGUCCAAGACGAACUCGUUCGCUGGGACGUCGACCACGUACACAUUCUCUGACACAGGUAGCGCAGCCCACGGUCACCUGCCAUCCCGGCCAUCCAUGGUCAGCCUUAACUCGGCGACCACCGGAUUGUCUUUGGGAGCUGGCAUUAGAUCGAAAUCGUAUUCAGGCCGGAAGAAGAAGAACAGAGUCGUCAACCUCCGUCGCACCCACAGCGAGGUGUCCACACCAGAGGCAAGCGACACUUACUCGGAUAUAGCGUCUGAUUCUGCUUCCGUGGCAGGUCCUUCGACCGAACCCCUCACUUCCUGCUCCAUUGCGGAGGAUCCUGAACAGGAGGAGGCCCUGGCAGAUCUGGCCAAUUCCACGCCGAGCAAGGUCCGCUUCAGCCCCGUCGAGAGACCCCAACUCCACUCCCGGCCUCCUUUGCAGCCCAACUUCUACGCUCCGCCCACCGAGGCUCCCAGUGCGCCUAUCAAACUCGAUAGCGCCCUCAAUGUGGAGACUACUCCGACGGCCCAACAGCCAGCCGACAAGGCUCGGACUUAUCCCAAUGAGAAGGGCGCUGCUGGCGAGAACUCGACUGUUUACGAGCAGGCCUGGAUCAUGAAGAUGGCUGGAGAGAUUGCUCGCCGUGUCUAUGACGAGAAGAACCGUCAGCAACAAGGCAUGUGGGACGAGAGGGAGGAUGUUCCUCCUCCGGCCUACGAAGCCUCAACCUAA